This is a messenger RNA of Botrytis fragariae, 189 nucleotides long. RefSeq lists its product as uncharacterized. Bases 1 to 189 code for a protein of 62 amino acids. The transcript is spliced from 2 exons. The record is from RefSeq and is a predicted model, not a curated record. NCBI's taxonomy places the organism in Eukaryota, Fungi, Ascomycota, Leotiomycetes, Helotiales, Sclerotiniaceae.
AUGUAUCAAGGACGUUACGUCGAACAAAGGAGGAAACAGACUAGGUGGGUAAUUAACCCUUUUCUAUCAAAUGAUGUAACAAAACCUCUGUCAUCAAGUCCAAGCAAAGAAAAUGGAGGCUGGAGCCCUAUGCCCAUAGCGGGUACCAUCAACAUCAAUAUCAUGGAUUCAUGGAACCCUUUGCAUUGA